AUGGCCACAGAUGGGGAAGAUGAGGGCUGCGAGACCCCAGUAGAGGAGAUAGGUGGCCAUCGACAUGACCUGCCACCUGACAGUCGGCCAACCUUGUCGAGACGAACCCCCAUCCGUGCGGACAUUUCCUUUUCGAGGUUUACCCAAAGGAAUCCUUACUUCCGAACGACAUGUUCUACCAUCGUGGAUCCACGGCAUAAUCCAGAAUCAGACUUUGGCCGCAUUCACAUUCACAUUGUAUUGGAUAUGGCUGGAAUAGAAGACCUCGGAUGGGCCGAACCAACCCCAAUCCAAGAAAAGAUAAUUUCAUUUUGUGGUGAAGGAAGGGACAUUGUGGCUCGAGCCUGCACUGGCUCAGGAAAGACAGGCGCAUUCCUCCUCCCCAUCAUCCAAUCGACCCUCUCCACAGUUUGCCACCCAAAUCGCGCCAAAGAAACAUCUCACCAAACACACAAAUUCCUCAAGAAAAUGUGCAAAUAUGCAGAAAAAGUGACCUCAGUCAACCUCUCCGACGACACAAGUGUGGAAUUUCAGGAAUAUGUCCACGUCUCCUAUUUAAGGUCGUUGCUGACGAACUACAAGCCGAAUAUAAUAAUUUCGACAUACAAGCCUCUACUCCACCAUUUGCACUCCCAAAAGAUCCAAAUCAACCCAUCCUUCAGGAUUUGGGCAAUCGACGAAGCCGAUCUUUGUCUGGCACUCCCACACAGGAGAAGGAAGAUCAUAGAAGUGAAGAACACGUAUUUCAGAGACCCCCACCAGGUUAUUCUGACCUCUGCCACGGUCGGGAGGAAGUCGUAUCGACACUUUCUACUCAAAAACGCCGUGAUUCUGAAUUUGAAUCGGUCACAUCUGCCACCCCCGUCCCAACUAUCGCAAUAUGUCCUGAGUUGUGGGAAUAAGGAGAAAUAGCAAGUUCUGGUGGCCCUCCCGAAACUGCGGAUAAUCAACGAGAGACAUUUUCUAGUAGAUGUUGGAGUGCUGUCACGUCCCGUAAUCUUACAUCCA
Octopus sinensis (East Asian common octopus) is the source of this 1008-nucleotide messenger RNA. RefSeq names its product probable ATP-dependent RNA helicase DDX56. Gene Ontology annotation, cellular component: nucleolus. Gene Ontology annotation, molecular function: ATP binding; nucleic acid binding. The record is from RefSeq and is a predicted model, not a curated record. The coding region runs from base 1 to 912 and encodes 303 amino acids. NCBI's taxonomy places the organism in Eukaryota, Metazoa, Mollusca, Cephalopoda, Octopoda, Octopodidae. The transcript is spliced from 4 exons.